CAUUAAAUGAUGGAAUUAAAUUUAUUGCUGAGUAUCAUAUUAUUCCAUAACCAGCAUUAGUUCAACAAAAGCAAAGACCUGGCCCAGAAACUCCUGUGCCCUUUGCACCAGAUCCCAGGGUGAGGGGUUGGGGCUCCUGGGGGCUUCAGUAGUGAUUGGCUGUCUUCUGGGCUCCUGUGGUGCCUUCUCAGUUGGUGGUGGACUGGCCAUCCUGAGGGGUCCUGGACAGAAAGGGGCCUUUGGCCUGCUGCUGGGGGGUGGAUGAAGACAGACUGCCCGCCCACCCCGUGCCUGGGAGCCCACGCAGGCUAUGCACACUGGAAGGGUCAGGUGCUGAACUCAGAUGAACUCCAGGAGCUGUAUGAUGGUCUGAAGCUGAACGACGUGAACAAAUAUGACUACGUGCUCACGGGUUACAUGAGGGACAAGUCCUUCCUGGCCAUGGUGGUGGACAUCGUGCGGGAGCUGAAGCACCAGAACCCCAGGCUCGUGUAUGUGUGCGAUCCAGUGAUGGGUGACAAGCGGGAUGGUGAAGGCUCCAUGUACGUUCCAGAGGAUCUCCUUCCAGUUUACAGAGAAAAGGUUGUGCCGGUGGCGGACAUUAUAACCCCCAACCAGUUUGAGGCCGAGUUACUGAGUGGCAGAAAGAUCCACAGCCAGGAGGAGGCGUUAGCGGUCAUGGACAUGCUGCACUCAAUGGGCCCCGACACGGUGGUCAUCACCAGCUCCGACCUGCCCUCCCCUCGGGGCCCCGACUACCUGAUCGCGCUGGGGAGCCAGAGGAUGCGGAAGCCCGACGGUGCCGUGGUGAUGGAGCGCAUCCGCAUGGAGAUGCACAAGGUGGACGCAGUCUUCGUGGGCACUGGGGACCUCUUUGCCGCCAUGCUCCUGGCGUGGACACACAAGCACCCCAAUGAUCUCAAGGUGGCCUGUGAGAAGACUGUGUCUGCCAUGCACCAUGUUCUGCAGCGCACCAUCAAAUAUGCUAAAGGCCAGGCUGGGGAAGGACAGAAGCCCAGCAUGGCCCAGCUGGAGCUGAGGAUGGUCCAGAGCAAAAAGGACAUCGAGAACCCGGAGAUCGUGGUCCAGGCCACGGUGCUGUGAGGCGGCAUGCCUCCGCCUCCCGACGCACGGCCUGUUGGUGUCUCCAUUUCAUUCCUGUGAAAAAUGUAACGUCUGCCUUAGAGCUGUGAUCGAAACUUGAUAUUUUUUUCUCUCAUGAGUGUCCAGCAUCAACUGGUCUUAAUUGUGAAAGUGUGCCAGUCGUGCUUUUUAAAAAUAACAAAGCGAUCACUGAAAUGUCUAGUUUGGAAACCCAGCUCCCCUCCCCCCGAAGGCCCCUGGGCCUCCCUAGAAAACCAGCUCCGUGUUGACUGUUUCGGGGGUGUCCUCCUUGGGCCUCCCCGGCUGGUUCAGGGGUCUGUGGGAUCCCCGUCCCAUGUGGGCUGGGCCUGGGGAAGCCCCCAUGUCUGUGCGUCUCUGAGACCAAGUCGGGUUUUAACGGUCCGCAUUGGAGGAAUUAUGCCAAAUAUCUUUA
This is a messenger RNA of Ceratotherium simum simum (southern white rhinoceros), 1537 nucleotides long. The record is from RefSeq and is a predicted model, not a curated record. NCBI's taxonomy places the organism in Eukaryota, Metazoa, Chordata, Mammalia, Perissodactyla, Rhinocerotidae.